AUGAUGGCCAUCAUCGGCAUGUUUUUCCAGGACGGCCUCACAGGCAGCGCCUGGGGAGAUUGGGCCAACUACACAGCCUCUCCGUUGAGGGCCUUCGAGAACGAGCUUGGAGUUCAGGAUCCGGUGAGCGUACCCAUACCCAUGCGCAAAGUGGUUAUCAAGAUGCCUGGUUGGAACGAGGAGGCCAUCAAUGGCAGCACAAUAGCGAAGCUCCUUGAGAGGCACAUCGACCCAGUGGCUUAUGAAGCAUUGACGGUGCGAAUGGACAACAGCGCCACUGUCAUGAUGCAUGAGUCCGCGGUUGAGGCGAUUCUAAAGGCAUCUGGAAAGGACGGCGUCUACCACAAGUUGCAUGCCUCCAGCAGAUACAUGGGAGAGCUCCACCUGCUUUGGCUACCCUCGCAAACUACAUUGGACGAAGCUGUGAACCUUGCGGAUUCCGAACGGGAGCUGGCCCUCCAACACUGUGCCAAGCGCAACAACUUGGAGGACACGACGGCCUACAGCAUUUGGCGGCUGAGCGGCUUGCCACUUCACACUGGGGCGGGAGCACUGGCUCUGCUCCAAACACGUGGCUGGGAGGUGGUGGAGAUCCUCUUCUUCAACGCUGAGCCUAGCAAGCGGGGGUUGCAAUCCCAGUACUACCAGCUCCCAGGUGGCCACAAGAAGCAGUUGCAGCUCAAGGCCUUGAACGCGCUAGCCAAGAAGCAGGUUGCGGACCACAACCGUCAGCAAGGUGGCAAAACGGACAGCCAGGAGAAGAGGGAGCGAGAAGCUGCAGCUGGCAAUUUGCCGGCGAACCGCAAGCUAAUGAACCACACGGUGCUCACUAUAGGUGGCAUCAAUGUUGGAGGUUUUUCCGACUCGCCCAAAUGGGAAGCUAUCAAGGAGAUGCCUCAUGACGUCCUUGUGCUUACCGAGACGCACAUACAAACUCACCUUGUCAAAUCCUACCCCUACACUUUUCCCAAUUACUUCACCUUCUGGAGCCCUGGCGAGGAGCAAAAGUACUACAAUGGAAUUGGCAUGCUUGUCGAAGGAGUAGAUGCUGGGCGGCCACACAAAUUACGUGGAAACGAGAAGAUGCGUGCCAACGUUUUUGGCAGGACAGCAGGUUGCUUGCAGCGCAGCUAUGGCUUGGACAGGGCCAUUGCUGAGGACAUUGCUGCGCGCGGUGACUUGCCUAGCUUUGUCGUCAUAGGCGACUUCAAUAUGGUCAUUGAUGAGAGUCACCCUUCAAGUGGUUUCUGGCAUGUUUUGGCGCAGAAUGAGCUUGACAAGGCGUACCAACUCUGGUGUGAGGAGACAGAGCGCAUACUCCUUGACAUUGCCAACAAGCAAGGACACCAUGUGUCACGUGGUGCAGUCAAACGUGGCAAUGUGGUCUUCCAUGAGCAGCGCCAUUUUCCACGCUCAGUCCAAGAAAGUGCUUCUACGAUGCUUACAAGACGAAUAUGGAAGGCUCUUUGUCGGGCACGAGAAGUUGCUAAAGCUGCCCCUGGUUUUCGUCGCGACAAAGCCUGGGAAGCAACUAGCAAGCUCCUCAAGCAUUUACUGCGACCUGAUGCGGAUGAACUACGUCCUCUUCUUGGCCAACCUGCAAGCCUUGAGGCGGCGAACACCGUUGUGGAUGUCCUUAACAAGCUCCUGGAGAAAGAACAUCGCCGAGACCGGUUUGCUCGCCUCAAUGCGUGGAAGCGGAGAAUGCGCAACAAUGACAAGGAGUGCUAUGGAUGGCUAUGUAGCAAAGCUCGUCAAGAACCUGUUCGUGUCACAGUUGCUGCGUCUGGUAUCUACAUGCGUCAUCAACAUGGUGAACCCAAGUUGGUCAAUUUCAUGCGGAAGUGUGGGGCGACCCUCAAGCGAACAGUCGUCGACCUUCCGCCUCUACAUAAAGAUGACAUGAUGACGACUAUUUUGGAGGCCAAGCCCACUUCGGCGGGAGUGGAUGGCAUUAUGCCAGUUGAGCUACGUAACUUGGCGCAAUGGUGCCCUUCGCAUAUAGGCGCCCUCACGGCGCUCCUGCGGAAAGUUGAGGACAGUGGCAAGUGGCCGGGUGUGGCUACACGCGGGGCAGUAGCUUUCGUGGCAAAAGAUCCAGCGCGGGUCAAUCCUCAAGCUGGUGAUUUCCGACCUAUCACUAUUCUGGCUUCUGUGUAUAGGGCCUCAUGCCGUCAAAAGCAGCUAGCGCUAAGUUGGGUCCCGGAAUGGCAAGAUCCUGGCACAUAUGGACUUCCUGGAGGCCGCGCUGCAGAUGUUUUGGCUUAUGAAACUUGCGCUCAGGUUAUACAAGCAGCCAACGAUGGACAGGUGGCAGCAGGGCUGGGCUACGACCUGCGCAAGUGCUUCGACAUGGUCCCCAUCAGUUUGGCCUUGGACAUAUUCCGGCAGAGAGGAGCAGACAGUGGGGUUCUAAGAGCGCUGACGGGUUUUCAGGAUGCUCACCACAAGUAUUUCAAGAUUGACGGUUUUUAUGCCAAAAAAUUCAAGGUAACCGGCACGCAGAUCAACUGUGACAAGAGUUUCGUUUUUGGUCCCAAAAGUGUGCAGGGGGCUUUUCCCGAUUUGCCCAAUUACAAGCACACAUUUCGCCUGGUGGGAGGAAGCGUGAAGCUAUCUGCAGGGCAAAGCUGGACUCCGCUUGAAUGGGAACGUGGCGACCGAUGGGUCCAAAGACUCCCUGUAGGUUGGUUCGCCAAGGUCAAGAUUCUUCGCAGCACUGUUCCUAAGCUGACCUUUGGACAAGGCACGCGCGCACUUCCUGUAGCCACAGGGACUAUCUGCGUCACCUUCGUGCAGAGAUGGAAGGCAACCUUGGCCUAUUUGCAGGAUUUGACAGCAGAGGCGGACACACUACAGAUUCAGCAGGACAGUGGACAAAACGAGCUUGUGCUGCUUGUACCUCCCUCCGAGGAUCCCAGAGCCAAGUUGAAGGUGCUUCGCUUGUUAUUAACUGCGGGUCUGAUGACGCCUGAGAGGGACCAUCGGCGCCGGAAGAGGAAGGGCAUUAUUCGCUGUGCCUGUGAAGGGAACCUGGUGCUCUGCGAUCUGUUUCUCGGCUACAGCAAGCGGGAGCAAGAUUUGCAUGAGAGUUUGAGCAAUGGCCACAAGCUAGUCUGGGAAAGGCUGGUAGGGAAGCAAGCGGGUCGUGCGGACUACGGCAAGCUGUGGUGCUCAGUUUGUGGGAAGGAGUGGCCAUGGAAAGGCAUCGAAGUGUCAGCAAAGUACGCUGUAGACCGUUGCUUAAUGCUCCGGAUUCACCAGAGUGGGUCCGUGGUUGGCAGGGCUGUGGCGGCAUGCUACAGCGCUACUACAAGCCACUACUACUUCUGGGACCCCGCUGGGUUUACGGCCGACGGCAGCGUGGAGAACUUCAAGCACCGCCGCCAGACGGAGAUUAAGCACGGCCGCGUCUCAAUGCUGGAUCAUGCUUACCCACCACGCACCGCGAGAAAGAUGCAGCAGCAGCGCGUCUCAAUGCUGGCAACUCUGGCUGGUGUUUUCUGCGACCGCUGGAAGUCAUGUGGCGUGAGCCUGGCGACGCUGAAGUACCUGCCUCCGUCCUUGGUCUACGUGUGCUCAACUCCUUUUUCCGUCACGAUAUCCCUCAUACUGCCACCUGGCGGCGUCGCCGUUGGGGGUCUCUUGGUGUUCUUGACUUUGUCAAUGUCUCGGCAGAGUGAUUCUCGUUUUGUCACCGAUGUUGUUUCCCUGCCUACACUUGAGACUGCCAGCGACCAUACUUUCGUACUGCUGUCUCUCAGGGCGUGUCCUGUGAGCUCUUGCGCUCCUCGCCCUGCUGCCCCCGUGGCUGGCGCUGCCCGCCCUAGACCGCUCUUUUCGGGCCUCCGUCUCCCAUUCUUUGGAACUCGACCCUAUAACAGUGGCUUUGACGGUUUGUCUGCCCACCUCCGCCGCGCUGGUGAGGAAGUUCUUGGUUUUGCUUCUAACGGCCAGCCAUCUUGGCGUGACGGUCACGAUGAGGAACUCCGUCGUCUCUCUGCGCAGCGUCAGCAGGCCUUUGAGGCUGCACGAGCUUCUCCUGGUGAUGCUGCCGCUGCGCAAGCUUUGCGAGAAGUUCGUCACGCUAAUCGGGUUGUCGUUCGGCGCGUGAAAGCGCAAUGGUGGUCUCAGCAAUCUCAAGCCAUGCAAGCCUCGGCCGAGAGAGGGGAUGCUCGGGCCUUUUACGGGGACGUUAAGCGGUUAGGCGCAUGUCCUGCACACUGGCCGCCUCAGGGCUACCGUCCCUAUGCGGACGGGGGUCAGACAGGGUGUGAUGAUAGAAUCAGCUCUGCAGAGUUGCUGCGUCUUGCCAACCUGCCUAGCCUGCGCACCAUGCUUUAUCGCCGUGUUGCUGGUUGGGUCGGGCAUGUCGCCCUGCGUGUCCCCGGCGCCAGCUUGACGUAUUGCAUGCUCUUUGGCUGCCUGCCUAACCGUGUUUGCCCGGCCAGCACCGAGCAGACCUAUCCAAAAGGCCAUUUUACCUCUACUGCACGUUUGGUCAUUCAACAUAUCCCUGACGUUGAUGAGCCGGUAUGGGCUCGGUCUGCUCAGAACCGCGCUUCUUGGGCCAGAUCUGUCGGCCGCGUCGCUGUCCCUCCGCCUUCUCGUCGCCAGGGCGCCGCUCGUGCAUUCCCUCGUGCUGCUCGCAUGGGGCUGACCACCGACGUGGGCAGCCCCAUCCUCGGGGAUGAUAUGGGUGAUAGUGAGGCUCUUGCGGCCGCGCGCAGUGUUUUGCAGUCUGUCACGUCCGCCCUCACCUUCAAUCGCUCCUUAUGCUUCAUUUAUGCUAUCUUGCUGCGGCCAUUCGUGCAGCAGGAGGCGAGCAGGCUCCUUCAGUAUGCCCAGCAUCCUUCAGUGAACUCUGUGUCGGACGGAGAGUCCCUUUCGCCUCUCGGCGCGCAAACGCAUAACAACAAGCUUAUGAUCGGUGGGAAACUCCACUCCGGGUUUUGCACUAACAUCCUGCACAAACCGAAAACAACUCUGUCUCGUCCGCCGCGGCUUGCAGUCCGCAGAUUGCAAGAUCCGGCCGCUGCCCUUGCUUUUGUGUCUUCUGCUGCAGAGGCUCUCCGUCGGGAGCCCUCACCCUCUUUUGCCACCUUGCCUUCAGUUUUACGGCUUUCUGCUGAGCGCACUAUCGGCGCUGCUUCCUCUUCUCGCUCGGAUUGGAGAGAGGGUCACGAGGAUGAGCUUGCUCAAGUUUCUCGGGCCCGCCAGCUUGCUUUCGAUGAGUGCUUUGCCCAUCCGGGCGACCCUGCACGGCGGCACGCGCUUCAAGUUGCUCGGCACGCCAGUCGUCACUGCACUCGGCGUCUUAAGGCUGCCUGGUGGCAAGGCCAGUUUGCCCGGUUGGAGGCUGCAGCGCGUCGUCGUGAUGCGCACCGCCUCUAUAACGUCAGUCCUGCCGUGUUGCAAGCACAGUUGUUGGAACCACUUGCGCUCCCUUUCUCUGAUGGCCUUUGGGAUCCUCCCUCUUUAGCUGACGUUGAAACCCGCGUUCGACAGCUCACUCCAGGGAAGGCCCCUGACGCCAGUGGUGUGCACGCGGAGCUACUGCGGGCCUUGUUAGCUGAGAAUGACGAUGCUCGCUAUGUUUUGCUUUGCUUGCACGAGCUCAUUGUCGACUUUUGUCGCAUCCACUUGAGGGACGUAGUUUUCGCUGAUGACACCUUGCUUCUUGACAACAACUGGGCCAAUUUUCAGUCUGUAGCCAGCCUGUUUGACGAGGUUUUGGAUGACUAUG
Molecule: messenger RNA, 5746 nt
Organism: Symbiodinium pilosum
Lineage: Eukaryota; Dinophyceae; Suessiales; Symbiodiniaceae
Source: the annotation of a GenBank genome assembly